Molecule: messenger RNA, 813 nt
Organism: Branchiostoma floridae (Florida lancelet)
Lineage: Eukaryota; Metazoa; Chordata; Leptocardii; Amphioxiformes; Branchiostomatidae
Product: prostate stem cell antigen-like
Exons: 4
Coding region: 106-486 (126 amino acids)
Source: RefSeq, a predicted model, not a curated record
ACCAGGUGUGGUGGUAUAAGUCUGGACAAUCUGUUGUCAACAACAUUGUCGUCAUUUGAACAAGCUGAGCCGGCUGUGCUGAGGAUUGCUGCGUGAAGCAACGCCAUGGAUAGCAAAGUUGUUCUGAUUCUGCUGGGGACUCUUGUCGCAUCUGGCUCAGCCUUGGUGUGUUACAUGUGUGACGGAACCGGCGAUGACUGCGUCAAGAAUUAUCAGAGCCUGAACAACAACACGGAGACCUGCGGUGGUCUGAACACUAGAUGUGCCGUCACCUACAGUAAGCUGAAUGGUGACUAUGUGACGUUCAGUCGGGGAUGUGCCACCUCCGUCGCUUGUGUCUGCCUUGCAGGAGAUACCGGGGCUUGUAAGAGAUGCUGCUCUACUGACAGGUGCAACACCAGCGGUUCCUCUACUGCGCAGGCCCAGGGCAUGGUCGCCCUGCUCGCGGCAGCCAUCUUGUCAAUGUUCAUCGCUGGAAAGCAAUGAGGCAGAUGAUUGGUCAAGGUUUCAACGAAUGGCAGGGUGCCAGUUAGUAAACGAUGUGAUAGACAGGGGAUAGGCGUAGCUUGGCAUUCCCGGUGUGCCUUAUGAAAUGUAGUCUGAUCUCUAUAUGGUCGAUCGCUAUAGGUGUAGUAAGAAUUUCCAGUUAACGUACAAGAAGGUCAUUUUCCGCCGAAUUUGAAGUGAGUGCUUUAAAUAUACACAGUUGUGCUAUAUUCUAAACAACACGUCAGACAUCAGGCAUCAGAAAUAGUGUUUCACUCACAGUAUAGUAGUUUCCAAUCGUGCUUAGCAAGUUCAAGAAAACCUAUG